AUGGGGACCAGAGGGAUCAAGACACAAGAUGGGAACCAGGGGAAUCAAGACAAGAUCGGGACCAGAGGGAUGAAGACACAAGAUGGGGACCAGGGUACUCAAGACACAAGAUGGGAACCAGGGGGAAUCAAGUCACAAGAUGGGGACCAGAGGGAUCAAGACACAAGAUGGGGACCAGAGGGAUCAAGACACAAGAUGGGGACCAGGGGGAUCAAGACACAAGAUGGGGACCAGAGGGAUCAAGACACAAGAUGGGGACCAGAGGGAUCAAGACACAAGAUGGGGACCAGAGGGAUCAAGACACAAGAUUGGGACAAGAGGAAUCAAGACACAAGUUGGGGACCAGAGGGAUCAAGACACAAGAUGGGGACCAGGGGAAUCAAGACACAAAAUGGGGACCAGGGGAAUCAAGACACAAGAUGGGGACCAGAGGGAUCAAGACAAAAGAUAGGGACCAGAGAGGCCCAGCAUAGACCAAAAAGCAAGAUGGGGUCAAGGAUUAAAGCAGACAGAAGGUCAGGGUUAGGGCCAGGGGCACUCAAAGACAAGUUUAGCCCAGGGGGAUCCAGACACAAGACUGGUCUACAUGGACCUAGACUGAAGUUGAGAGCAAUGAUAGGAACCUAG
Haliotis rubra (blacklip abalone) is the source of this 627-nucleotide messenger RNA. RefSeq lists its product as uncharacterized. The transcript has a single exon. Lineage: Eukaryota; Metazoa; Mollusca; Gastropoda; Lepetellida; Haliotidae. Bases 1 to 627 code for a protein of 208 amino acids. The record is from RefSeq and is a predicted model, not a curated record.